This is a messenger RNA of Trichosurus vulpecula (common brushtail), 3504 nucleotides long. RefSeq names its product netrin G2 (gene NTNG2). Lineage: Eukaryota; Metazoa; Chordata; Mammalia; Diprotodontia; Phalangeridae. The coding region runs from base 966 to 2639 and encodes 557 amino acids. The transcript is spliced from 8 exons. The record is from RefSeq and is a predicted model, not a curated record.
GGAGAAAGGACCAGCUUUCACCCCUACAUCCCCCUCACCCACCCAGUCAACAGUCAGAAGAGAAGCAGAGCCCAGAGGGGGUGGUGGUGCUUUGGCUGGCUGACUGACCUGCGCUCCUCGGUGGAAUCUGUCCGUCCCUCACUGCGCCUGUUAGAGAGGCUCCAAGCCCGGGUGUUGUUGCUAAUGAGCACUCUCUCCUCCCUUCUUACAAUGAAAGACAAGCCAGACCCCAGGUACCUGGAUGGAUUGGUAGCUGAAGCUUCGGAAACUUCAUAAUAAGUUGCCUGUGGCUAGAAGCCAAGGUCAGCUGGUCUCCUAUUAGUGCCUAUCCCCUCUUCAAGUAGAGCAAAACAACCCAUUCCCUGAUCAACACCUCAGUGGCUUUUUAUUUUUUCAGAUGAAUCACAAGAUAGCUGUCACUUUAAACCCAUAUGAAAGUCUUUCUAUUUUUUUGGUUCAAAACAUUACAUUCAGUCCCAAAGAGGAAUAUGUUCCCAGCUAACAUAUACACUACCUGAUUUUAUUUUAUUUUUUUUAAUUUAGGCCUGGGGGGUUCAUUUUAAGUUCUUUCCAGCACACCACACUUAAGGACGCUUUAAACCCUCCAUUGAUUGGAAGGACAAAGUUUAAAAGCAAUCUGAUCCACCCUCAUGCAAGAUCCCUGUGGAUUUUCUCCUUAUUCCAUUUCAAAACCCUGUCACCACUUGAGAGUGUGCCCGAUUUCAUCAGCUUCACCUCUAGGAGAAGUCACCCAUCUUGUUAUGCCAAGAAUAGUGGGGAGUGAAGUUAUGGACAACUUUUUGAUCUGCUGGUCAACAGCGUAAGAAGCACUCCCUCUGAAUUUUCCACAUCAGCUGGCCAGACUUGCCUUCUGGACAAAGAGGUUCCUUCUUGCCUACAAACCAGUGGUCCUUGGGUUUCUGGAAUGUCCCUGGCUACUCCUGUUUGGUAGAUGUGGCAUCUCCAUGUUGAGGCCACCAUUUACUCCUAACCCAGACGCUGCCUUUCCAGGGCCUCUUUGGGCCCAGAGUCCACCACCUCCACCUGCUGUCAUGCUGCUCUUGGUGUCCCUUCUGAUGCACUGCCUCCCAUUGGCCGUGGGGGACUAUGACAUUUGCAAAUCCUGGGUGACCACGGAUGAGGGCCCAUCCUGGGAGUUCUACGCCUGCCAGCCCAAGGCCAUGAGCAUGAAGGACUAUGCCACAGUGAAGGUGGAGCCCGCUGGGAUAACCUGUGGAGAUCCCCCAGAGAGAUUCUGCACUCAUGAAAACCCAUACUUGUGCAGUGAUGAGUGUGAUGCUUCAAACCCAGACCUGGCCCACCCACCUCAGCUCAUGUUUGACAAGGAGGAUGAGGGGCUGGCCACCUACUGGCAGAGUGUGACAUGGAGCCGAUACCCAAGUCCACUGGAAGCCAAUAUCACCCUUUCCUGGAACAAGAGUAUUGAGCUGACUGAUGACAUAGUGGUGACCUUUGAGUAUGGUCGACCCACUAUCAUGAUGCUGGAAAAGUCACUGGACAAUGGGCGGACAUGGCAUCCCUACCAGUAUUAUGCUGAAGACUGCAUGGAAGCCUUCAACAUGCCUCCCCGCAGGGUCCGUGACUUGUCUUCUACAAGCGCCAAUCGGGUGGUGUGCACAGAGGAGUAUUCCCGGUGGGCUGGCUCCAAGAAGGAGAAACAUGUGCGUUUUGAGGUGCGAGACCGCUUUGCCAUUUUUGCUGGCCCAGAGCUCCGUAAUCUGGACAACCUAUACACCAGGCUGGAGAGUGCCAAAGGACUCAAGGAGUUUUUCACCGCCACUGAUCUGCGUAUGAAGCUACUUCGGCCCGCUUUGGGUGGCACCUAUGUUCAGCGGGAGAACCUCUACAAAUACUUCUAUGCCAUCUCCAACAUCGAAGUCACUGGCAGGUGUAAAUGCAACCUCCAUGCCAACCUGUGCUCCUACAAAGAAGGCGGCCUUCAAUGCGAAUGUGAACACAAUACCACCGGCCAGGACUGUGGCAAAUGCAAGAAGAACUUUCGAACCCGCUCAUGGAGAGCAGGGUCCUACCUGCCUCUCCCUAAUGGCUCCCCUAAUGCAUGUGCGGCUGCAGGCUCCGCCUUUGGCAACUGCGAGUGUUAUGGCCAUUCCAACCGCUGUAGCUACAUCGACUUCUUGAAUGUGGUGACCUGUGUGAGUUGUAAACACAACACCCGCGGCCAACACUGCCAGCACUGCCGCCUGGGCUACUAUCGCAAUGGCUCUGCUGAGCUCGAUGAUGAAAACGUCUGCAUUGAAUGUAACUGCAACCAGAUAGGAUCCAUUAAUGACCGGUGCAAUGAGACCGGUCACUGUGAGUGCCGAGAAGGGGCUGCAGGGCCCAAGUGUGAUGACUGCCUCCCCAGUCACUACUGGCGCCAGGGCUGCUUCCCCAAUGUCUGUGACGACGAAUACUUACUCUGCCAAAAUGGGGGGACGUGCUACCAGAACCAGCGUUGCCUCUGUCCCAGUGGCUACCAGGGCGUGCUGUGCGACCAGCCUCUCUGCCAGGGGGAGGAAGGCCAAGCCUGCGACCCUGCUCCCCAUGCCGGCCCCCACCUCGCCACGCUCCUUGGCUCUGGGUUGCUUCUGUGGCUGGCAGGCUGCCUAGGUUAUUGACACCGCCUCAUCCCCAAAGCUGGGGGGCAAGGAGGGGACACCGGGGCAAAGAUCCCCCCUCCCCAUCUUCACCCCCAGGGACUGCCUCACUACCAGGACUGUUUACCUCCAUUCCAUCCUCACUCACAUCCAUCUGAAUACCAGGAGCAGUCAUGGAGACCUCGCCAAGGAACACUAAUCCUUCCUGCCAGAAGGGUGCGGUCAAGCCCUUCCUGCCAGAAGGGUGCCGGUCAAGCCCUUCCUGGGGCUUCCUCAGCAAAGUCUCUGCUCUCCCUCCUUCCAGGGACCCUGUCCUCUUUGACCCAUCCUCUCUCCCCAACGUUCAGGGCCUGGGACCCAGUUCCUCCUGCCAAAGCAAACGAUCCUACAAUUUUGAUUUUACCUCUGGUUUUCUCAUUUUCCCAGGGGGCUUAUGGGGGAGGGAGGGACAGUGACCACUCUCCCCUUCCACACCCCAAGUUCUGACAAGGCAACAACAGCAUCCCUCCCAAAUCUUUCUGGUUGACUGAGGACCGGCAGCAAGUAUCCGUCCAAUCUCAUCGCACAGCUGGGCGGACAACCUGGAGUUCCAGAUGCCUACAACUCUCGAUGCUGAAUUUAUGAUGUUUUGUAUUCUCACUUUGGUUUCCUUUUGCAAACUACCAGGCCCCUAAGGUCAGCCCUGGGGUUGAGGUGAGGAGACCUUCACUGUCUCAAGGUGGGGGAGGCUCUGAAGAAUGUAAGGAUGGGUACUUUGUUUUGUAGAGAAUUAUUUUUGUUUGUAUUGUGUCCCACGUAUCAAGGGGACAAGAAGGGAAGAGCCAUUCACCAUGGGUGUUUGGAUGAUGGCAUAUAAUCCUACAGAGUAAAAGACCUGUUAACUGCU